This is a messenger RNA of Clupea harengus (Atlantic herring), 855 nucleotides long. RefSeq names its product OVCA2 serine hydrolase domain containing (gene ovca2). NCBI's taxonomy places the organism in Eukaryota, Metazoa, Chordata, Actinopteri, Clupeiformes, Clupeidae. Gene Ontology annotation, cellular component: cytoplasm; nucleus. The record is from RefSeq and is a predicted model, not a curated record. Gene Ontology annotation, molecular function: hydrolase activity. Gene Ontology annotation, biological process: response to retinoic acid.
GACCUUUUGCUGUCUAUGGUCAGAAAUGUAGACCUGUUCCCAUUAGGUUCCCUGAAUGGCAAGCUGACUACUCUGUAGUAGACUUCUAAAUUCAUGUCUGCUACAAUUCCCUUGCGUAUUUUAUGCCUUCAUGGCUACCGUCAGAAUGCCGUCAGCUUUCGAGAGAAAACAGGAGCUUUAAGAAAACUCCUGAAGAACCGGGUAGAACUGGUGUACAUUACAGCCCCACACGAAGUUCCAUGUCAGGUUGACAAUUCUCAGGACUCUGAAAAGGCACCCAUAGCCUCCGGUGAGAACCCCAGGGGCUGGUGGUUCUCUGAUGCCCAGCAGCGUAGCUUCAGUGCCGGGCAGGAGUGCGAUGUGAGCCUGGGCCUGGAGGAGAGCGUGGAGGUGGUGCGGACGGCGGUGCGGGAGCAGGGCCCUUUUGACGGCAUCCUGGGCUUCAGUCAGGGCGCCGCCAUGGUGGCCAUGCUGCUCGCUAUGCAGGAGCGCAGCCUGGAGCCCGUCCUCAGCUUCCGCUUCGCCGUCAUUGUGUCGGGGUUCCGCAGCGCCUGUGUCCAGCACGCACGGUUCUACGACGACCCCGUCGCCGUACCAACGCUGCAUGUGUUUGGGGAGGAGGAUGCGGUUAUUCCCAUCCAAAUGAGUCGGAAACUCCUCACAGUUUUUAAGGAACCUGACGUUCUGGCGCACUCAAGAGGACAUUUUGUUCCAGCAACUUCUGCACACAAACCAGUUUACCUGAACUUCAUCCAGAGGUUUCAGAAACAGACCUGAAGUCUUGAUCUUAAUCUGUGGGUCUACUGGGGGGGUUCUGACUUUGAAUAAAAGUGUCUCUGUAAUGACUUGUCUGUU